Molecule: messenger RNA, 1006 nt
Organism: Biomphalaria glabrata
Lineage: Eukaryota; Metazoa; Mollusca; Gastropoda; Planorbidae
Product: multiple epidermal growth factor-like domains protein 10
Exons: 8
Coding region: 116-991 (291 amino acids)
Molecular function (GO): scavenger receptor activity
Source: RefSeq, a predicted model, not a curated record
ACCAGUUGGGUCAUCCUUCUCGUGAGCAGACCCACGCACUUCUGAAGUCAAUUGUGGUGCAACAUCUUCACGGGACAAAAGCCUGGCCCAUCCGAACAGGAGACAAGAUUGUACCAUGAAUACAGCCAGGUAUUCUGUGAUGCUGAUACUAGGAGUUUCGGUUGUGAAUGUGUCUUUGAAUCUAGCAGCAGUUUGUACUAAAGGUAAAUGCACAUGCCCAGCCAACUGCAUAGACAACUGUGAUAACAAUGGCACCUGCGUCUUAUGUAACUCUGGUUACAAAGGCUCUACAUGUGAACAAGUUUGUCCAACGUACAAGCAUGGGGUCAAUUGUUCCCAGAAUUGUUCCAAAAACUGCCUCAAUAAAGAAUGCUGGCACCACAAUGGAGACUGUAAACAUGGUUGCGUGAAUGGCUAUUUCUCUACCAAGUGUCAACAAGCCUGCCCCAAAGGCUGUUUCAAUAAUUCAUGCAACAUCUCGAAUGGACUUUGUAAAAACGGCUGUAAAAGUGGAUUUACUGGAGACAAAUGUGAUCGACCCUGUUCAAACGGCUUAUUCGGAACCAACUGUAGGCAAAACUGCUCAUCCAAAUGUCUGAGCAAGAAGUGUUAUCACGAGGAUGGGAAAUGCCUGCAAGGAUGUGAAUCUGGUUACUAUGGUAACAGCUGUUCCAACACCUGCCCGCCUCAAUGCUUUAACAAAAGCUGUAAUCAAUCAACCGGGAGUUGCCUCCAAGGAUGUAACGCUGGCUAUCAGGGACCAUUGUGCCACGAAGUCUGCCCCUCUAACUGUUUGAAUAAAACAUGCGACAUCUUGAAUGGAUACUGUAAACAUGGAUGCAAAAAUGGAUUUACUGGACCGCAGUGUGAUCAACCCUGCCCGUCCAACUGUGUGGAUAAAAUCUGUGACUUGACGAAUGGAAGCUGUACACUUGGAUGUAAUACUGGAUAUACUGGACUGAAAUGUGAGCAAUGUAAGUUCCCAUUAUAGUUGAACUCAAUACUU